Molecule: messenger RNA, 5838 nt
Organism: Lytechinus pictus (painted urchin)
Lineage: Eukaryota; Metazoa; Echinodermata; Echinoidea; Temnopleuroida; Toxopneustidae
Product: signal transducer and activator of transcription 5B-like
Exons: 23
Coding region: 63-2291 (742 amino acids)
Biological process (GO): cell surface receptor signaling pathway via JAK-STAT; regulation of transcription by RNA polymerase II; defense response
Molecular function (GO): RNA polymerase II cis-regulatory region sequence-specific DNA binding; DNA-binding transcription factor activity, RNA polymerase II-specific
Source: RefSeq, a predicted model, not a curated record
GGAAUGCCAUUGACAUUGACAACCCAGUAUGCGAGGGUAGUGCUAUUGAUCUACUUAGAGAGAUGAUCAAACAGGUUCAAGCAAAGAUCGAAGAGCUUUCUGAUGAAGACAUGUUCCCAAUCAGACUCAAGCUCAACAACUUUACACAUGAAUUAAAUAAACGUUUUAGUAAUAAUCCUUUUGGAUUUGUCAGACUUAUUUGCCAUUGCCUAGAGAGUGAAGAGAGACUGGUCCAAAAUUCCAUGCAAAACACACCUGUAGAAGCUCUGCAAGCACCACCAUGCAACAAAGAUAUUACAGAAAGCAUUACCAACAUAAGAAUGAUGACACAGAAAACAGAAGAAGAUCUGGGCAAUCUGAAACAGAAGCAGGAAAUGUUUGUCUUUCAGUACCAGGAAAAUUUACGCUUUCAGACUCGAUUGAAUCAGCUUGCCUCGUCGCUACCAGAGAGUGAUCCUAGCAGGAGAGCAGAGGAAGUUACCAUACGUAAGAGAAAAACUGAAUUAGAGCAAAUGCUACAGACAGCAGCGCAAGAACUACUCCGAUUAAGAAUGGAUCUGGCUGAGAAGCACAGAACAACAUUGUACAGCUUGAAGAUUCUGCAGAGCAGAGUUCUUGACGAUGAACUGAUCCGCUGGAAGAGACAGCAACAGCUGGCUGGUAUAGGUGGACCUCCAGAGGGUUCCCUUGAUCAACAGCAGUGCUGGUGUGAGGCACUGGCUGAGCUGGUUUGGCAUAACAGGCAACAAGUGAAGAAAGUAGAGCUACUCAGACAACAGCUGCCAAUUCCCGUACCUCCUGGCCAAGAUCUUCUACCAGAGCUUAAUGGCUCCUUCAUGGCCCAACUAUCAACACUUGUUACCAGUACAUUCAUCAUUGAGAAGCAACCCCCUCAGGUUUUGAAGAAAGAGACAAGAUUUUCAGCCUCUGUCAGGUUGUUAGUUGGUGGCAAGCUCAAUGUUCACAUGAAUCCUCCUCAAGUUAAAGCAACCAUCAUCAGUGAAUCUCAAGCCAAGGCUGUACUGGCCAGUGAGACAUCAAAUUGGGAGGAUACAAGUGGAGACAUCUUGAACAACUGUGGUGUAAUGGAGUAUCACAGAGAAACGGGGGUGCUCAAUGUCACUUUCAGAAAUAUGUCAUUGAAGAGAAUCCGUAGAGCAGAUCGAAGGGGGUCUGAGUUUGUGACAGAGGAGAAGUUCACAAUCCUAUUUCAGUCCCAGUUCUCUGUGGCCAGUGGUGAACUUGUCUUUCAAGUUAGAACCAUGUCACUCCCAGUUGUUGUCGUAUCCCAUGGCAACCAGGAAUGUAAUGCUCUUGCCACUAUUCUCUGGGAUAACGCAUUUGGUGAAUCAGGACGAAUCCCAUUUGUGGUGCCAGAUGGUGUUCCUUUCAUAGACAUGGGACGAGCUCUCAACUCCAAGUUUAUGUUGGCUAAUGGGCGUAGCCUGAGCCAGGAAAACCUACUCUAUCUAGCACAGAAAGCUUUCAGUCACCACAAUGUUGGCCAAACAGAGGACUUUUCUAAUGUCUUUAUCACAUGGAGUAUCUUCAACAGGGAUCCUCUACCAAACCGUACCUUCACUUUCUGGCGCUGGUUCCAUGGUGUUCUAGAGCUUACCCGGAAGCACUUGAGAGCAACCUGGAAUGAUGGAUCCAUCAUGGGCUUUGUGUCGCGUAGCAGGGCUCAUGACCUACUCAUGUCUCAACAAGUAGGCAGCUUCUUGCUGCGAUUCAGUGACUCUGAAAUUGGAGGCAUUACCAUAGCUUGGCUGGCAGAAGAUGCCAACACAGGAGAGCGUCAGGUGUACAACCUUCAGCCGUUCACUGGGGAUGAUUUCAACAUUCGUUCUCUGUCUGAUCGCAUCCAUGACUUGAGCCAUUUGACACAUCUCUACCCAGAGAAACCAAAGGACACAGCUUUUGGACAGUAUUACACCAAUGAGCCAGAGGCACCUUCACAGGGUGAUGGUGGCUAUGUACCAACAUCUCUGGUCAGUCAUAUCCCUCACAUGCCUGGAUACAGGGAAGAUGCACCGAAUGUACCAGCUUCUUUGGUCAGUCACAUCCCUCACACACCUGGUGGAUCAGGCAAUCCUCGUAGCCACGAGAUGGGUAACCGUGAACCAUUGUCACCCCCCUCUCAGAACCAAUUAGCUGCCACCGCAAUGGAGGCAAGACAUGAUCCCCAGGAUGAUUUGCAAAUCCUCGAAGACUACGACGACGGCCCCCAAGCCGAUCUCAUGGAGGAUAUUUUUCGGUGGAGCGCAGAAACGUUCAGGCCUGGAGAGUGAAGGUGGAACUGGAAUAGAUUGAGAGAAGGAGAUCCAAGGACCAGAGAUUAAAUCACAGACUUUUGAGACUUUGAAUUUAUUUCAAGUAUAUUUAAAUUCAAAUAAAUUGUAAAAUUGUACUUCAGCUCGUGAUCAUAAUAAUUUCCAAGACCAGUGAAAUUCCAAUGUAAUUUAAUUACUUGGGUACAUGUUUCAUUAAUCAUUGAAAUAAGUUUUGUUUUAGCAAAACCGGCUGGCUGUUGUUAUAUCUAAACAAGGAAAUCGCCCCUUCGUUCCCUCCUAACACACUUAGUCAGGGAAGGGGGAAAACCUGAAAAGUUCACUGAGGGGCCCUGUUUAAUGUUCAAACAUGAAAACAAUCCUAGAGGAUUACCAAAUCCCUUCAGAGCAUGCACAUCCACUAUCAAACGCAUGUAAACCAUAUUUUAUUUCUGAUUGAAAAUCUUUAGCGUUAUUAGUUGACAAUAAUGAAUUGGAACUCUAUAGAGUGUCAUUAAUUCAUUUUCGCGAUAUAUAUUUACAUGCCUCAAUAAACUAUUAAAUGUUUGUUACAUUCUGUCAUAAUUAUCUAAUAACGAUGUGAAUGAAAUUUAAAAAUCAUCUUGUAUGAUCAUCAAUCACUAUAUAAUAAUAUUCAAAUCAAUACUUACCAACGCAUGUGAGUUUUCUCCAACUAAAAUAAAUGGAUUAUCAUGCAAACUUAUGUCAUGUUCGACAUCUGAAGAUUAGCAAACACCGGCUAAAAGAAACAUCACAGCUUUCCUUGCUGGUGAAAUAUAUUGACAGAAUAUUUCUUUAUCAAAUCUGGAAACAUUAUGUCCGCUUCCCUAUACCAGCCUGCUCAAAGCCAUGCCCAACCUAAUGCUUCGGGCGUGGUGGGUCAUGAUCUUUACCUCUUAAUCCUUUUUAAACCCCUGAACACUAUUACUUUCGAUUAUCGUGAAAUCACUAUCAAUUGUAAACAUUAGUAUUUUAAAGCUAAAACAUGUUCAAACCAAUGUCAUUUACAUACGUUGCCACGGUAAGGCAGUCACAAAUAAAUUACUAACAGCAAAUGUGUAUGUCUACCCUGGUAUUCACCUAUCAGACAUGCGAUACACCUGGUUUAACUAUCCAGCAAAUCAUUGAUUUGGUAAAUCAGUAAUAAAAUUUGUCAUAAUUUACAAGCUCCCCAUAAUAAGUUAAAACAAUAAAGGUAAAUAGUUAAUUUUGAAUAACCUCCUGUGACACACGUCAUAGACAGGAGCAUCAUGAAUCCCAUCCACAGAGAGAAGAGGCGAAACGAGAUGAUGAUGACAACGACAGAGAGAGUGUUAUACCUGGUGCUGGUGGUGAUAACGUAGUGGUGCUAGGACAGAUACAUGACACAUUGUGACACAAUGCUCCUCAACAAACUUGAGAACAAAAAAGGCAUUGCUUACUCAAGCAGAGGAUUAACUUUGGAGAUUUCAAUGAGAUGCCAUUUACAUCCAAAUCUUGAUGACAUUUUCAUUCACUGGCCAAUGUUGGUUCUUGUUCAAUUGUAAAUAGAUAUGCUUAUUCUACUAUUGUGUGGUAAAAUGCAUGCAUGAAUUAAAAUUUUGUACAUAUAUGAAAAAUGUUAAUGCUUAUGAUGGAUGAACUCACUACAAUGGUCAUUGUAAGGGCUUGUUCAAGAUGGUGUUACAAAAAGUGCUAUGUGGAUCUGUUGAUAUUUUGCGAUUUAGCAAAAUUCAACUCUUGCAGAUGUGGGUAUAUUUUAGUACUACUAUAAGAAGAUUGAAACAGUAUCUCUGUUUGGUGGAAAAUUAAAAUUAAGGGUGAAUUUGCAGAGCAGGGGUAUUUUUUUUGAUAGAAAUUUCUUCUAAGGUAAUAUGUGAACAUGAUCCCAUUUCAUUUUGUGUACUGACCAAUGUGUGGUAAUAGAGUGGAAUUUGGACAAGACAAAGGUAGAAAAAGUUGUUUGUUUGAAAAGGCAGUAUGUAUUGAACUUGAUAGGUUAGUGGAGAAAGAGUUUCAAAUACUGAUUUAAGUUUUUGAGUCAUAGCUUUACGAUUAAUCUGCCCAUCUUUCUCACUUUUGAAUUCAACCCUUCCAAACCGCCAAAAUUAUUGUCAGGACUUAAAAUGUGGGGAUCUGUAAAUUCCUGGUAUGACUUUCUGAUCUGUUUACAUUAAGUUUGCUUAUUUCAAAUUGAUAGAUGUAUAUUGUCUUGUAAAGCACACAAAUUAUAUGUCUGAAUCACAGUGGAAUUAAUUGAUAUCAUGCUGUAAACUUAAUGGCAUUUCUUGACCUGUUCUUACCUUGUUAAGGAAUUUCAAGCAAUGUAUAUUAAAUGAUAAUCUGACAAUAUUCAUUCUAUGUAACGCAAGCUAAUACCAUCAUGAAAGUUCAUCUGUGUUGGUUGAAGAUAACAAAAAAUCAGCUUUUUAUAACAUCGCGGAGGAAGGCUGCAGUCAAGAGUUCGAAAAUUUUGAGUUAGCUCUCCGAGAUUUUAUUCUUGUGUUAAGAUCAAAAACAUAACUUUAUGUUAUAGACUAAUACCAUUGUGCUCUAUGGUAAGGAGCAUGAGAGGAAAUUCCCCAAAUCAACAUUUUCACUCUUUUUAUUUUGACCUAUCAUAAUAUUUGAUUUUCCACAACAUAGUUUAGAUCUUGACUGAAGUUGCUUAAUAUUGUACUGCAUGUGGGGAUAAUGGAGUCCUAGAUUUUUUUAUUCAUUGUAAAGGAAAUUAUUAGUUCCUUUAAAAAACAUAAAGUAUUAUGCUUACAGAUUCCUUGAUUUGCUUUGAUUUCAGUGAUUCAUUAAUUUAUAUAAUGACCCAAUUUUGAUAUCUGGAGCCAGUUAUAAACUUGUAAGUAUUAUAUUGGAAAAUAUACUAUAACAAAACUUUGGGCUUCUUCCACUCAGCAUCUUUUCUUUAAUUAUUCUGAUGGGGGAUUAAGAAAGCUGAUGUUGUGUCCUUCAUGAGGCAAAGUUUACAAAUUUUCUACUAGCACUAAAUCAGUAUUCAUACAUGUAACUUGGAGCUUUUGUUGAAGGAGAUUCAGUCUUUAACUAUGUAUAAAGUCAGCUGACAAAUGUUUUCAUUCAUCCAGUUCUCCUUGUUUCAAAGUAUUACAGGGUAAUUUUGAUAGUUGCUUGAAAUCGAUGCAAAUUAGAAAAUAGAAUUAGAUGACAUGGAGGGAUACUAUCAAGAAAAUAAUGCUGAAAUGAAUAGUAGAAUGACAAGUUCUUAGGUGGAAUUUUAGGAGGAAAAUAGCUUUUGAUUCAUUUUGAGGAAUAAUACAACAUUGAAAUGUUUGAUUGGGAGGGAUAUUAAGAAGAAAUAGAAAAGAUUUCUACAUAAUUAACAGUGAUAAAAAUGAUAUGAAAAUCUACAUUGAAGUCUUCCCAGUGUUGAUAUUUGAAAAAAAAAAAAAAAAAAAAACCAUGAAAUCAUGUAAAUGUGAAGUUAAGAACCCUCCAAUGCUGCAGUUCAUUGAUAUCAUACAUGAAUAAAGGUUUUUGCAGGUAUUGAAUUUUUGUCAAAACGGUCAGCAUUUCAAAGAAACAAUAGUGUUGUAGA